CCCGUUAAUCGCCGUUGCUCCCGUUAAUCGCCGCUGGCAGCGAUAAAAGCCGAGCCCCGGGAGCCCAGCCUCCCCUCGGCCUCCUCCGCCUCUCCUGCCCCGCGGGCGAUGCGCGGCGCGGCGGCGGAGUGAAGGAGCGGCGCCUUCUCCGUCCUCAUCCUCCUCUUCCUCCUCCUCGCCGCCGCCACCAUGGGCGACUGCGGCGCGCCCGAGGACGUGAACUCCAACGUGCUGGUGUCCCGCAGCACCGGGGACGCGCAGCUGGACAAGGCCGUGUGGCAGUGGCUCAGCUGGGACAAGAACCACAAGACGAAGGAGCAGAUCGAGAGGCUGCUGCAGGACGGCAAGCACGGGGAGCUGCGCGAGCGCCUGUGCCACCGGCUGAGCUUCGGCACGGCCGGCCUGCGCUCGGCCAUGGGCGCUGGCUUCUGCUACAUCAACGACCUCACCGUCAUCCAGUCCACACAGGGCAUCUACACGUACCUGGAGAGGAACUUUUCAGACUUUAAGCAGAGAGGCUUUGUUGUUGGAUAUGACACACGAGGUCAGGUCACCAGCAACUGCAGCAGUAAGAAGCUUGCAAAGCUCACUGCAGCAGUCCUGCUGGCAAAGGAUGUGCUGGUGUACUUCUUCUCCACCUACGUCCCUACCCCCUUUGUGCCCUACGCCGUGCAGCAGCUGGGGGCCGUGGCUGGGGUGAUGAUCACAGCCUCCCACAACCGCAAGGAGGACAACGGCUACAAGGUUUAUUGGGAAAAUGGAGCACAGAUCACCUCUCCUCACGAUAAGGAAAUUAUAAAAUGCAUAGAAGAGUGUGUGGAGCCAUGGAGUGGCUCUUGGAACGAAAAUCUGGUGGACACCAGUCCCCUCAGGCAGGACCCUCUGAAGAAAAUUUGUGACAGCUACAUGGAGGACCUGACCAAGAUCUGCUAUCAUAGGGAGCUGAACGUGCAGAGCAGUUUGAAGUUUGUGCACACCUCUUUCCACGGAGUGGGCCACGACUACGUGCAGAUGGCCUUCAGAGCCUUUGGCUUCCAGCCCCCCAUCCCAGUUCCUGAGCAGAAGGACCCAGACCCCGACUUCUCCACGGUCAAGUGCCCCAAUCCUGAAGAAGGAGAGUCUGUGCUGGAGCUGUCUCUGAGGCUGGCAGAGAAAGAAGGUGCCAAAAUAGUAGUGGCCACUGAUCCAGAUGCAGAUCGGCUGGCAGUGGCAGAACAGCAGGAAAAUGGCUGCUGGAAGGUGUUCACGGGCAAUGAGCUGGCAGCCCUGUUUGGCUGGUGGAUGUUCUCCUGCUGGAAGGAGAGCUGCUCCCAGGAUGCCGACGUGAGGAAUGCCUACAUGCUGGCAACCACGGUCUCCUCCAAGAUCCUGAGGGCAAUUGCACUUAAAGAGGGGUUUCACUUUGAGGAAACACUCCCUGGUUUUAAAUGGAUUGGAAGCAGAGUGAAAAAUCUCCUAGACAAUGGAAAAGAAGUUCUCUUUGCAUUUGAGGAGUCUAUUGGCUUCAUGUGUGGCACAUCAGUGCUGGAUAAGGAUGGAGUGAGUGCAGCCGUGGUCAUUGCAGAAAUGGCAACUUACCUGCAGGGCCAGGGCCUGAGCCUGGCACAGAAACUCAUUGACGUUUAUGAAAUGUAUGGGUAUCACAUCUCCAAGACCUCCUAUUUCCUGUGCUACGACCCUGCCACCAUCAAGAGGAUAUUUGAGAGGCUGCGGAACUUCGAGGGCCCCGAGUCGUACCCCAAGUGCUGUGGGGCUUACGGCAUCCUGCACGUCAGGGACAUCACCACGGGCUAUGACAGCAGCCAGCUGAACCACAAGUCUGUGCUGCCAGUGAGCAAGAGCAGCCAGAUGAUCACGUUCACCUUCCAGAACGGCUGCAUGGCCACGCUGCGCACGAGCGGCACCGAGCCCAAGAUCAAGUACUACGCUGAGAUGUGUGCUCUGCCCGGGCACAGUGACAGAAGCGUGCUGGAAGAAGAGCUGCAGAAGCUGAUAGAGGCUCUGAUUGAGGAUUUCCUGGAGCCUGCCAAGAACGGGCUGACCUGGCGCUCCGCGUAGAGCCCGGGCCAGGGGAGGCUUUGGAACAAAGGACCCCCGAGCAGAACCAGUCUCAUCUCUGUGUCUGUGUGUGUGUGUUUUAAACAGCUGCGUGCUUUUUCUGUGCAGAGGAAGCUUUCUUUUGUCAGGCUUUUCACCAAACUGGGACAAGGAGAGGAGGUCAGAGGAAAGGGUGGGAUUUAUUGCUGCAGUUCUCAGUCCUUUUGACCAAAAGUUUAUUUCACCCACACCAAUGCAAAUGAGCUGCCCGGGUACCUUUGAGGCAGCUGAGCUUAGCUGCCACAUCUUGUCUUAAAACUCAGUUCAGGUACCUGAAACACCUCUUUUUUUGUGUGAGAAAAGGUUUUAAAGUUUUGAAGGAGUGAUCGCUCCACACUGACAACAAAGGCUGCUUCUUCCCUGCAGCUCUGAGACCUUCCUUACAGGUCUGCACUUCCAAAAGCAUCCAAGCAGAGCUCAGCAUUUCUUGUGUAGGCAAAUUGUUGGCAUUUUUCAGCUACUUAAGAGUUCUUCUGUUGGUAAAGGUGUUCUUGGGCAUUGUAGCUUUCCAGUGUGUGUCUUAAAAUAAUUGGCAGUGAAACAAUAGUGGCAACAGCUGCAGCCUGGGGUUGGAAUUGCCUGGUGCCUUUCCAAAGCUUCCAAAGGAGCAGGAACUUGGUCAUCCCUUGGUAAAACUGCCCCUCCUGACUACCACAGGCUCUGUAGCUACUUUUUGUCCCACAUCUCUGCAGGGUCUUAAGCUUUCUUGAUUUUCCGUAUUCACUAUUUGAUUUAAAUGCUGGUCAGUGACUUUUUGGUUUUUGCUGGCCUGUAUUUAUAUUGUCUGUGUAUUAAAAAAAAAAACAACAAAAAGAAAACCAAGGAAGAAAGUGAAGAGAAGACGAACACAGUUACUAAAUUGUGAUUUCUUAAAUUUUUUUUGGUCGUGUUCUGUCAGGUAAUUUGUUAGAAUAGCACUUUGCAAAUACUGUUAUUCAAGGGUAAAUUUUUAACAGCUUCUCUCAUUUGUUUUCUCCCUUUGCUGAAAUAGCAAGUGGGACUUGAAAUCACAUUUUCCAAAAAGACCACCUAAGCCAAUACUCAAGUUCUCCUUGUGGUUAUAUUGGAUUUGGGCAAUAAAGGCCCUGUUUUGGCACAGGGGAGCUGAUUCUGGAGGCUCCCUGCUGUCACUGGCAGCAAGGAAAGAGAAGCAGCAGCAAUUCAGUGCUGGGUUUCAUCUGUGUGGAGGUGAUGGGAGAAGAGCCCAAGGUGCCCUGGAGUUGAAGCUGUUGUUUUGCCACUAUUGCUGCCUCUCCAAACUGACCCUCCCUCUGCUGGUGCCCUCGCAGCUGGAUGCCACAGGAUGGCACAGGGUGGGUUGGUGUGUCUUGCCUCUCCAUGGCUUCAGAGAGCCCUGAGGGUUGGGGGCUUCCUGCUGCCAGCAGCUUUGCACUAUGUCCAUGGAGAAGUCUUUCAGUGUCUAUGAAUGUACGUGUGCUAGAGAAGGUCUGUGUUGCACAAGUUCUGACCUGUCACUGCUAUUUAUUUAUUUUUUAUUUCAAGAGAAAGUAUCUCCAAAUUGUUCUGCCAGUGAGUGAAAUGUAGCUCAUGCCAAAAGCUUGGGUUUCUUCUACCUUGACUGUACAUUUGACUGACACGGUGGGGAAAACAGGCAAACCCAGACACACUCAGAGGAUGCUUUUGUUGCUGUCUGUGCUGGGUAGGGCUGGGAAGGCAUUUCUGACUGCUGCUUUGCCUUCAGCUCUCCCAGAAAGGGUGCGGAUGUGGAUCCCCACUGCACUGAACUCAAAGGAGCUCUUGCCAUUCCUUCCAUUGGCAGCAGGGUAAACCCUGAGGCAAUGAGGAUUUUGUUCUCCAGGCAGUGAAGAGAACAAGUGACUUGGGACAUAAUUUUGAACAAACACUGUAAAAAGCAUAGUGUGUGUGUGUGUGGUGAGCCCAGCUGUGUGUUAUUGUGUCUUGUGAGUGAUGGCUGUGCUCCCACAAAGAGCAGGAAUCUGCAGCUUCCCAGAGAUCUGCUUUGUGUCAGUAGGCAAGCGCUAGAAACGGAGAAAAUGUUUUCAAAGCAGCGUUGUUAGAAGCUGUUCCCAGUCUAACUAUCCUUGAUUAAAGAAGAAAUCCCAGCUGUGGGGUGUUUUGUGUCUGGGGUUUUCCCCACGGGUAGGUCUGACAGGAGCUGUAGCUGUAGUGAUGCUUUGGGGAGGGAGGACAGCAGCAGGCACCACGUGUUGAAUGUACUUUCGGGGUAUAAUUACUAUUUGCUGUUUUGAAACUGCUGCUACUGUUGUUUUCCUACUGUAUUGGAACUGUUUGAUAUAUUUAUACUGUUCCAUUUGUGGAACUCCUUUAUCUCCCCCCUCUGAUCUCGCAUCCCUUACUUCUGUUACUGUGAAGGACUGGAAUUCUCGUUUCCUUGCCCUGUAACUUUGUAAUGCAUCGUGGUAGAGUUCACUCGGUUUGUGCACAGCCUCCCUCGAGCUGUCAGCUGUUCUUUCCCACCUCUCAGAUGAGAACAAAGGCCUUUCUGACCUGAGUGCAAAGCAGGUCACAGAUCAAAGGGCGCCGUGGAUGUUGUUGCUGAGGUGCUUCCAGGUACAACACACCUUGUCAAAGCUGGGCAGUGGCUGAAGCUGUGGUCGUACAGCCACUGUGUUGGGUUUAGUGUUGGAUAAAAUCCUGAGGGCUGGGGUUUGUCCCCUGGCUGUGACAGGUUUAAUUGUCGCUCAGCUCUGCUCAGGUAGCACUUUGCGAGCUCUCAGAGUUCAGGGCUCUGGUUACCUGCAUGCCCACCACGUCCCUGGUGCUGCUCCCUGGCUCAGCACUCUGUGUGCCCUCCCUGCCAGGCUCCUGAGGGAGCUGGGGGUUCCAGCUCCCAUUUCCUUGCAGAAGUGUUGGUGUGACACUGGUGGAAGCCAGGAGAGGAGCGCUGGGGCCUGUCCCCUGGGCAGCGUGGGAUGUGUGCGCUGCCUCAGGAAGCACCUGGAUGGUCUCUAAUUUUAAAACUGGUAUCACUUUGUUUUGUCUUCCCCUUUUUGUCCUCUCCCCAGCUAAGAGGGGGCUCCUUGCAUGGUGGCACCUGGGUGGUUGCAGUCCAGCUUGAUUCCCUCUGCUCAAGGAUGGCUUUGUACAGGUGACUGAAGCAUCUCAAGCUGCAUCAUUCCCCUUGCCUGGAACCUGGGGGAGUUCUGGAUCUGUACUGCUGUUUACCUGGUGUCUGUUCUGUAAAACUGGGGCGUAUUACAAAUACAGAGUGAGAAUUUGCACUUUUCUGAAGACUUUCUGUGUGCUGCUAUGUGGAUUUAGCUGAAUGAAGUGUUAUAAGUAAUAAACUAUUCCCUUCGUAGUCUCA
Messenger RNA from Camarhynchus parvulus, 5407 nucleotides. RefSeq names its product phosphoglucomutase 2 like 1 (gene PGM2L1). Gene Ontology annotation, molecular function: intramolecular phosphotransferase activity; glucose-1,6-bisphosphate synthase activity. Gene Ontology annotation, biological process: carbohydrate metabolic process. The record is from RefSeq and is a predicted model, not a curated record. Bases 190 to 2058 code for a protein of 622 amino acids. NCBI's taxonomy places the organism in Eukaryota, Metazoa, Chordata, Aves, Passeriformes, Thraupidae. The transcript has 14 exons.